GUGUUGCUCAUAGUUUACUUCAACAUGAAGCAGAAGGGGUUGACUUUAAAAACGAUGGUGAAGCAAUCAGACACUACUCAUACAAAUAACGAGCAUGAUGAAAAUCUACCGCUUGUUCAUAUCAUGCGAAAUGAACACAAGGUGCCAUAUGGAGUUCAGAGGAGCAAUGAGAGCAGCGAGACAAUGCAACAGAUCCGAGAGAACAAAGAGAAACUCAAGGCCUGGAUCGGAGCGGAUCCCUCGGCUUUCCUGGAGCAUCUCAACGGCUUCAAAUUGAUUCCACGACGAGUUCACCAAGCGGCCGUCGACAAGGGUGGAGAGGAGAGUGUGGAGCUCGUUCUGGACCACUUCAUCAGCCAGGGAGAGGCACGCUGUGAGACGCUGUGGGACUCCCUCUACUCUGUGAGGAAGCAAUACGUGCAGCUGUGGAAGUGGAUUCAGACACACGGCGAGGCAUUGAGGGCCAUUCGAGAUAAGGAGUCGGAUCUGAAGCUCUGGAUCGCCAGAGACCCCAAGCAUCUUCUGCUGCAGCUGAUGAGUCGGGGACGGAUCCCGAACGAGCUCUUCACCGAGGCCAAGGGCAUCCGGGAUGGCGUGGAGUGCACGGAGCUGCUGCUCAACUUCUUCAAAGAGAGAGGGAAUGACGACUGCCUCAAGCUGCUCUUUGCCCUGCAGGCCGUGCAGAACGAGUAUCCUGGACUCAAGGAGUGGCUGGGAGGCCUUGGUAACAAAAUAAUACAUUUAUAAUUAACGUUUAAUUUCAGACACAAUCCACAUUUGUCGCAUUAACCGGCCAUCAUUCCUUCUGGUGACAUG
Messenger RNA from Petromyzon marinus (sea lamprey), 816 nucleotides. RefSeq lists its product as uncharacterized. Gene Ontology annotation, molecular function: tumor necrosis factor receptor activity; tumor necrosis factor binding. Gene Ontology annotation, biological process: inflammatory response. Lineage: Eukaryota; Metazoa; Chordata; Hyperoartia; Petromyzontiformes; Petromyzontidae. The record is from RefSeq and is a predicted model, not a curated record. Gene Ontology annotation, cellular component: membrane raft; signaling receptor complex.